GCUCAAAGUUUAUCCGCUUUGUGUAACUGUGUAACUGUCGCUCUGGACAUUAGUGUUCAAACAACGGUCCCAUAAAUGACAAACCCUGCACCCCAUCUUGCACAGAGUGGAUUCAGACUGUGAUGUACACCGACCGUGCCCUGCUAGAGAGCCUACAUACCUUAUUAAACAGGUUCUUCUCCUAGCAUCUCUUUGAUAAUCUUUUACAAGCCUAACAUUUCUAGAGCGAAUAGGAGAAAUAGAUUUUUCUGAUACUCGAGUGGAUAUCAAAUUACAUUUUUAUUCACUCUCCUCUCUCUAUUUUAAAGAAAAGAAAGGCUCACCAUGGUCUCUGCGUGUCUGGAAUUUAUUGGGAUGGGGUUGUGCCAACUGGGAUCGCUCCUGGUCAUGGUUGCGUGCGGGCUUCCCAUGUGGAAAGUGACAGCAUUCAUCGAUAUGAAUAUUGUGGUUGCACAGACCAUCUGGGACGGGCUCUGGAUGUCGUGCGUGGUGCAGAGCACAGGCCAGAUGCAGUGCAAGAUGCACGACUCGGUGCUCGCGCUCAGCCAGGACCUGCAGACAGCGCGCGCCCUCACGGUGAUAUCGGCGGUGCUGGGGGUGGCAGGGCUGGUGGUGACCAUAGCCGGAGCACAGUGCACCAACUGCAUCAAGACCGAAUCGGUGAAAGCCAAAGUGGUGAACGCAGGUGGUGUGGUCUACAUAAUCAGCGGUCUAUUGGUGUUGGUUCCCCUCUGUUGGAUGGCUAAUAACAUCAUAGUAGACUUCUACAACCCAGAUGUGUCCUCGUCCAAGAAGAGGGAGAUAGGAGCGGCCAUCUACAUUGGCUGGGCUGCCACAGCCCUGCUCCUUCUGGGGGGGACCCUGCUGUGCUGCUCCUGUCCCCAGGGGGCCGAGAUUGCCUACCCCAUCAAAUAUACCCCCAAGACCAUGUCAGCCAAUGGAGACUUCGAUAAGAAACAUUAUGUGUAGGCGAGCAGAGGAGAGUUUUACGCACAUCCAAACUUGGCACAGGAGCUGGACAGACAAGUUGUCUACUUAGCCUACUGCUUGAUGCCCAUCACAUACGUUAUCUUUAUUGUGUUUCCCUAGAACGGUGGCUUCGAUAAGGGACAUUAUGUGUAGGCGAGAUGGUAUCAGGAUACUUUUUUUCCUUUGGUUUGAUUGUCCGUUACGCAUGGCGACUUCACCAAAAUGUCCAACUUUUUUCUGUGUUGUAGGCUACAACUUUGUUUAUGGGUCUGGCGACCAGAAAAGGAAAAAUGCAAUUUUUGCCAAAGGAAUGGAAUCCUAUACGCGCCGAGAGUGUGGCUCAAGACUAUGACCAAGAAAUGUAAACGCUUGUUGUGUAGUCUAUCUAUUGUGUAGCAUUUGUAAGACUUAAAUCUUGUAUUUGCAUAUGAUUAUUUUACCCCAGGUAUUAUAUAUGCUUUCUGUAAAAUGUUUAAAGUUUCAUGUUGUUAUCGUGUGACACUAGUCUAUUGUCUCGCCAGAGUCGGCUGUCACGGUCUGUGCGCUCUGUGAAUGAAGACUAUUGUUCUCCACUGGCUUUGCUGUGUCUGCUUGGAAGUUGUAAAUAACCACAGAACGUACAUGUUUGCAGGGACUGGUAAUAGUUCAUAUGUUUAGGUUCCCACACUGGACUCCUCCUUUGUAACACAGUGAAUGCUACUCAGACAAAUGUUCACUCAUAUGAUGAUCAAAGGAGCGUAUUUGCAUUUGAAUGUUGUUGUAUUUUACUGCAUGGCUGACUGUGUGUCUAUCUUUUGUCCUGGCCCUCUUUAAAGUACUGGGCAAUUGUUGUUUAUAAUAAAAAAUGAAAUCCCAUUUCACAAUA
Messenger RNA from Coregonus clupeaformis (lake whitefish), 1834 nucleotides. Its product is annotated as claudin-4. The record is from RefSeq and is a predicted model, not a curated record. Lineage: Eukaryota; Metazoa; Chordata; Actinopteri; Salmoniformes; Salmonidae. Gene Ontology annotation, cellular component: plasma membrane; bicellular tight junction. The coding region runs from base 325 to 969 and encodes 214 amino acids. Gene Ontology annotation, molecular function: structural molecule activity. The transcript has a single exon. Gene Ontology annotation, biological process: cell adhesion; bicellular tight junction assembly.